Messenger RNA from Colletes gigas, 1202 nucleotides. RefSeq names its product F-box only protein 22-like. Gene Ontology annotation, biological process: protein polyubiquitination; positive regulation of proteasomal ubiquitin-dependent protein catabolic process. Lineage: Eukaryota; Metazoa; Arthropoda; Insecta; Hymenoptera; Colletidae. The transcript is spliced from 5 exons. The record is from RefSeq and is a predicted model, not a curated record. Gene Ontology annotation, molecular function: protein binding. The coding region runs from base 1 to 1149 and encodes 382 amino acids.
AUGGAGCCUUUACCGCAAAAAAAGCUCCGAGGAAAUGCCACUGACGAAUCGAGUACCGAAGAGUGUACGAAAAUUAGCGAGAAAUGCUCAAAUCAGGGCUUAACCUAUGAUGUUUUGAGAAUUAUAUUUAAGUAUUUAAAUGGAAUGGAAUUAUCGAAUGCUGCAAUGGUUUGCAGAUCCUGGUUAGAAGCGGCAAAUAAUGAAAAACAAACUAGAGGCCCUACCUAUUUGAUGGAAUACUGCAAAAUGCAGUGCAGUAUGGAACUUGUUAAGACGAAAAUUAUUAAAAAUUUGCGGAUAAAACCUGUUUUAGGAUUAUUUUUUACAUCUCCUUUUGUACCAUUUAUCAAAAAAGAUUGCCACUGUAAAGUUCUUCCACCAAAUUGUGAUACCGUAACGUUGGGUACAUACGGAAUCAUUAUCGAUAGUACAGAAAUUGAGAAUAGUUCGGAAGAAAUUGUGUGCGCAUGUUUGCCAGAAAUACCCGGCGUAACAAUUAAAACAUUUGCAAUUGGGGACAACUCAACAAAAACGUAUGAUAUAUCACAGUCUGUAAAAAAGUACAGCAAAGAUAUAAAAGAAUUUCUUAGCACACCUGAAAAUAAUCCCGACAUGCCUAAAUGUUUAUUACUGUUUUCUGAUCUACGAGGUCGUAGUUCAGCAAUACAAAUUUCAAAUUCCUUAAGGAGACGUUAUGCAGCAAAUAAACUGUCUGUAUGGGGAGGUGUAGCCACAGAUUUAUUAGUAUGUAAUUCAAAAGAUAGUAAAAACAACAAAUGCAGGAAUUUUGCAAUUUGCGUUGUUGCUUUGAUCGGGUCCGUGGACACGUGGUCCAUAGUCGUUGAUAAAAGUUAUAAAACCAGAGAACGAAUUGAACAGCGAUUGAAAUCGUUUAAAAAUCGCAUUUGUUUAAAAAAACAUUCCAUGGGAUUUAUGUUUGCAUGUUGCGCGCGUGGAGAACGUAUGUUCGACGUAUGCAACACGGAAUCGACUAUUUUCAAACAAUUAUUCCCGGAAGUACCGUUAGUAGGUUGUUUCGGUGACGGAGAGUUUGGGAUAAAUUCAUUACCAAGCUUGGUAUCUUCAAGGAAGAAAAAAAAUUUAUAUAACGAGACGACUACAGUUUUCUUGAUAAUCACGUACGGUUGAACUUCACAGAGUUGAUUUCAAUUUCUAUACUAUUACAAAUGUACAGGGGACAU